UCAUGACACGUGUUGGCUUUUUCUAGAAGUGACCACGUCAUUCCCCAAAUUUAAUUUACUGAGAAAAUGGAAGUAAGUCCCCUCAGUUCUCGAAAUUACAAUAAAACCCCAAUUUUCAACGUUAUUGAAAAUCACCAGAAAAUCCAACGAAGAGAAAAGAAAUGAAUGGCAUCCGCAUCGGCAUCUUCAUCAUCGUCAGCAGCUUUUGCAAUCGGCCCUCUCAUUCGCAAUCGCUCUACCAGAUUCCUUCCAUGUCCAAACCUUCACCAUAAAUGGAGCUUCAAAGAUGCUCCUUCUCAUUCUCGACUCUCCCUUUUCAAUUAUUCUAGCUCUUCUCCUCUUCUUCCUUCUCUUUCGAUUCGUCAUCGUUUUCUUCUUCCUCAUCCUCCUUUUCAUCUUCUGCUCCGAUCUCGUUCACCUUCUUUUCGAUAUCCUCUGCCAUUAAUGGCCUCCACAGUUCCUGAUCAAGCCGGUCCGGAGACUCCACAUUCUAAUCCAACGAAAACGGUUAGGGUUGUGAUUAAGGGUAGGGUUCAGGGAGUGUUCUAUCGGGAUUGGACGGUGGGGAAUGCUACUGAGUUAGGGUUAAAAGGAUGGGUGCGGAAUCGGAGGGAUGGAUCCGUUGAGGCGCUUUUCUCCGGCCGCCCUGAAUCGGUGACAGAAAUGGAGCAACGGUGUCGGCGUGGUCCGCCGGAGGCGAUGGUGACCGGAUUUCAGGUUUUUCCUAGCUCCGAUGACCCAGGACCCGGGUUUGAGCGCUUACGAACCGCGUGAUUGAUUGUGAAUGUGGAACCGACCGACCGGAAUGGCUUCGUGUAAGAGAGAAUGGAAUUCUUAAUCAUUUGGGGUCGUUUAUUUAUUUUUGUUUGAAGAAAAAAAAUAAGGAAAUUAAAGCAGUGGAACUUUUUUAAAAAUAUAUAUAAAUAGCAAUCACUUGUAAAUUGUUAGUGCUAUCAUUAUCAUAUUAUUAGUCCCUUUUAGGGUACA
Molecule: messenger RNA, 987 nt
Organism: Cucumis sativus (cucumber)
Lineage: Eukaryota; Viridiplantae; Streptophyta; Magnoliopsida; Cucurbitales; Cucurbitaceae
Exons: 2
Coding region: 166-774 (202 amino acids)
Molecular function (GO): acylphosphatase activity
Source: RefSeq, a predicted model, not a curated record